GAGCCUGGGAAGUGCCCUGGACUCUGCCACCCGCUGGGCCCCCGGAUCGGCGGUGACGGGUGGGGGGAAGUUCGGGCAGCGCGGGCUGGCGGCGGGGGACCGGGAAGGCCGCGAGGCCCGGCGGGGUCGAGGUUCGGAGUUGGCGGGUCCGAGGCCCGGCUGGAGAUGCGGAAUCGGAAGCUCGGCGAGGUGAAGUGACCUCCCCGAGGCCGCACAGCUCCUAAAUGUGACUGAACUGGAAAGCUGGAGCGUCUGGUUCCAAGUCUGGUUCCAAAUCUGUGCCAAGUUCCAGGAAACAACAGGAGAGGGGCAAGUUAACAGGCCACCGGAGUGACCGGCUGUUUGGAAGUGAAACACUGCCGAAGGGGGAGCGGAGAGUGAGGGCCAGGCUCCGCAGGGUCAGCUGUAUCUGCACCCAGUGCUGAGUUUGUUCUGUGUGGGACUGCUGAUGGUGGAGACGGUGUCCGGGGCCAGGGGCCCAUUUACAGGGGCCCACAUUGGCCCCCAGUUUUCAGCCUUAGGUGUGAACCAGACUCCCACGGAAGACGUGAGCAUCCAGGCACUGAGCUGAACCCUGGGGUAUACCAGGGAACAAUACAGACAAAAAUUCCUGCCCUCGUGGAGCUAACAGUCUUCUGGGAGGACAGAUCAUGGAGCAAACAUGUAAAUUUCAGGUGUGUCGUGACGUGUGUGGCCUGAACAUCUCUGACCGCUGUGACUUCGUCCGGACCACCCCGGACUGCCGCAGCCAAGGGGGUUACCUGAACUACCUCGAGGGCAUCUUCUGCCACUUCCCACCUAACCUCCUCCCUCUGGUCAUCACCCUCUAUGCUUUCUGGCUACUUUACCUGUUUCUGAUUCUGGGAGUCACCGCGGCGAAGUUUUUCUGCCCUAACUUGUCAGCCAUUUCCACCGUGCUCAAGCUCUCCCACAACGUGGCAGGCGUCACCUUCCUGGCCUUCGGGAACGGCGCACCCGAUAUCUUCAGCGCCCUGGUGGCUUUCUCGGAUCCGCGCACAGCCAGCCUGGCCUUCGGGGCGCUGUUUGGCGCGGGUGUGUUGGUUACCACCGCAGUGGCCGGUGGCAUCGCCAUCUUGCGCCCCUUCACGGCCGCCUCCAGGCCCUUUCUCAGAGACGUUGUUUUCUACAUGGUGGCCGUGUUCCUGGCCUUCACCGCACUCUACUUUGGCAGAGUCACACUGGCGUGGGCCCUGGCUUACCUAGGCUUGUACGUGUUCUAUGUGGUCACCGUGGUUCUCUGCACCUGGAUCUACCGAUGGCAGCGGAGGGCAUCCCUGGUCUACUCCAUGCCAGGCACUCCAGAAAUGCUCUCAGAUUCUGAAGAGGAUCCCGUGUCUUCCAACAGCUAUGACUACAGGUUGGGAGGACCAGGGGGAGCAGAGAGGGUCUCCUGGAGGCUGAGCCAGCCACGGAUACCUGCCCCUCCCCACCUCGUACACCCAGGCGAAGAGUACCGGCCGCUGCUCUUCUACCAGGAGACCACAGUUCAGAUCCUGGCCCGGGCCCUCAACCCUCUGGAUUACAGGAAGUGGAGGAGCAAGUCAGUGUACUGGAGGGCCCUCAAGGUGUUCAAGCUGCCCGUGGAGUUCCUGAUGCUGCUCACCGUCCCCGUCGUGGACCCUGACAAGGAGGACGGGAACUGGAAACGGCCCCUCAACUGCCUGCACCUGGUCAUCAGCCCGCUGGUCUUGGUCCUGACCCUGCAGUCGGGGGCCUAUGGCGUCUAUGACAUAGGUGGCCUGGUUCCUGUCUGGGCCAUCGUGGUGAUUGCGGGGACAGCCGUGGCUGCGGUGACCUUUUUUGCCACAUCCAACAGCGAGCCCCCCAGGCUUCACUGGCUCUUUGCUUUCCUGGGCUUCCUGACCAGCGCCCUGUGGAUCAACGCAGCGGCCACGGAGGUGGUGAACAUCUUGCGGUCCCUGGGAGUGGUCUUCCGGCUGAGCAACACUGUCCUGGGGCUCACGCUGCUGGCCUGGGGGAAUAGCAUUGGAGAUGCCUUCUCAGAUUUCACGCUGGCCCGCCAGGGCUACCCACGGAUGGCAUUCUCAGCCUGUUUCGGCGGCAUCAUCUUGAAUCUGCUGGUGGGAGUGGGGCUGGGCUGCCUGCUUCAGAUCUCCAGGAGCCACGCGGCGGAGGUGAAGCUGGAGCCAGACGGACUGUUGGUGUGGGUCUUGGCCGGCGCCCUGGGCCUCAGCCUCGUCUGCUCCCUGGUCUCGGUCCCACUGCAGUGCUUCCGGCUGAACAAAGUCUACGGCUUCUGCCUGCUCCUCUUCUACGUGAACUUCCUCGUGGUGGCCCUGCUGACGGAAUUUGGGGUGAUUCACUUGAGAAGUGCGUGAGUGAUGCCACGUGUCCGGGCCGCCUGGUGGCCGCGAGGUGUGACUGCAGGCGGCGAGAGGGACGUCUGGCCUGGGUGGCUGGGGCGGCGGGGACCGCUGCCUCUGCUGGAGGUUCCUGGCUGCCGCCUGUGCAGGGAGAACAGCUAGGCCUUGUUUCUGGGACAUCGGAGACCUGGCUGUGUUGCGCACAGAGCUGCGGACAGAAGGUAGAGCUCCUUGGAUUAUCCGUGAGCCUCCUGGGGGCUGAGCGCCUUCCGGCCGGUGUCGCCGCAGCAGCGGAGUCUUCUAGGGCCGUAGUCAUGCCCUGCUGCCCUCCUGCAUCUUCUCCUGAGGGCUCACUCACGCUGCUGCCAAACCGGGGCUUCGGGUGUCAGGGCGACUCAGAUGGCGGGCAGCGCACAGUGGGCGUCCGGCCAUCCCGGGCUGCGUCCUAGAGCUGCUCCGUCCGACGGAAAUGGGACGUGAGACGCACACCGAAUUGUGAAAUUUCCAGUCGCCCCGUUAAUACAAGCCAAAGGAAACGGGCCCUAUAUUAUAGGUGUUACUCAGUGGCUCCGAAAUAGCAGCGAUGGCGCCGGCCCCGCCAUGGCCGCCAUAUUGGACGGCGCAGCUCUGGCCUCUGCCUCCCGACUCUCCGCUGGCUGUUGGCAGACGCCCCUGUGCCCUGAGCCUCGGGCUUCCCUAGCUGUGAAGCGGGCACCCGCCGGACUGUGCCCUGUCCUACCUCGGGGGGAGCCCAGGGCCGGGGUUCCAAUUCCUGGAAGCUCCAGGGAGGACGGGGAGAGUGCUCCCCAGUGCCUUCCUGCUGUCAGCUACGGACCUGCCUUUUCUUUUCCUUUUUUUUUUUUUAAAGAUUUUAUUUAUUUAUAUGACAGAGAGAGACAGCGAGAACAGGAACACAAGCAGGGGGAGUGGGAGCGGGAGAAGCAGGCUUCCCACCGAGCAGGGAGCCCGCUGCGGGACUCGAUCCCGGGACUCCAGGAUCAUGACCCGAGCCGAAGGCAGACGCUCAACGACUGAGCCACCCAGGCGCCCCCGGACCUGCCUUUUCAAGGAGCAACCGUUCAGUUUGCCCAACUGCCUUCUGUCAGCAGCUGCAGCAAAGCAGUUUGACAGUCUUUUUUUCCCCCAGUGAAAGAAAAUGAUUAAAUAUUUCAA
This is a messenger RNA of Mirounga angustirostris (Northern elephant seal), 3518 nucleotides long. RefSeq names its product solute carrier family 8 member B1 (gene SLC8B1). Lineage: Eukaryota; Metazoa; Chordata; Mammalia; Carnivora; Phocidae. Gene Ontology annotation, biological process: intracellular calcium ion homeostasis; calcium export from the mitochondrion. Bases 651 to 2360 code for a protein of 569 amino acids. The transcript has 18 exons. The record is from RefSeq and is a predicted model, not a curated record. Gene Ontology annotation, cellular component: membrane. Gene Ontology annotation, molecular function: calcium:sodium antiporter activity.